Molecule: messenger RNA, 1021 nt
Organism: Colletotrichum destructivum
Lineage: Eukaryota; Fungi; Ascomycota; Sordariomycetes; Glomerellales; Glomerellaceae
Exons: 4
Coding region: 323-880 (185 amino acids)
Source: RefSeq, a predicted model, not a curated record
CGGCCUGACUUGAUUUCAUCAAUGUUUCUGUAGGGGCCUGGAGAAGCGGGCGACAUUAGUCUUUGAUAGUGACUCGCACACGGGAUCCCCCCGCCACUCGACUGGAAACUCAAACCGGCCUCGUUUCUCUCGAGAGGGGGGAAGAAAACUUGGCAGAUGGGAGUGUCGAGAAGAUUAAAUAUCGCGGAGCGAACUCUCGGGAGAGGUCGCGUUGGGCUGGCUCUUGUCUCUGUUUUCAACCGUGGUGCAACAGAUACCUUGUUCCGGAUCCUGCACGACAAGUAAUUAUCACACAAAACAGUCACCAAAGUCUCUGGUUGCCAUGCUGUUCAAAGUUUUCACGUCCGCCGUAUUGGCCUCGCUGGCCUUCCAGCCGGCCGGCGCUGUGCCCGCGCCUCAAGAAAACUCAGUAAUCAACCUCGCCGCGUUGGUGAAGGCGGAUCACCCGGAGGCGUACGCCGCGUUCUUGAAGGCGCCCAAGAUCACCCUCGAUGGUGCUGUCCGGAAGCGUCAGGCAGUGCCCGGGGACGGCAACCCCGAUCCAGACCGGCCUCUGGUCACGCCCGAGAACAUAUUCCUUCUUCAAUGCUCCGACGCCGGCUUCCUGGGAGAGUGCCUCUCCUUCGGGGCCCCUCCCGGACGAUGCGUGAGUUAUUCGAGCUUCAACAGGAAUCAGACUUUCAUCGACAAGUACGACAACCAGACGACUUCAUUGAGCACAAACACCGGCGGUCUCUGCCAGUUCUACAAGUUCACCGGCUGCAACAACAAGGGCGACGACCGGGGUGUUUCUCUCGGUUAUAACUUCAACCUCGCCGAGGCCAACGACGAGGGCUAUUCCGGCGAUUACGACAACCAAAUUAGCUCUUGGAGAUGCUGACCAUAUGGUCGGAUUGGAAUGGCUUUGUAGCUCAACAAUGGUCACCAAACUGUAUAUCUCAAACAGCUGUUUUUCUUUGCAUGUUUAUCACUGUAGAUACCGAACUAAAUUAGCACAUGUUGAAAGUUUGACGCCGAGGGG